AUGAGAACAUUGGAAGAUGCAAUUGUUAGUGAAAUACAAUUACUAGUUGAUAAUAUUGCAAAGUUGAAUGAGAUUGUAGCCGAUGCAAAUGAGAGAAAUGUCGUUCAGUUGAUUGAUCAGUUACGACGGACAGAGACAAAGAUGUCACUGGUGUACACGUUUUUCAAGACAGCAAUGUAUUCUAAUAGUCAAUGGAAUACCGACCAGCAGCAGCAGCAACAAAAGGAUUCAAUUGAACCUAAAGAUGAUGUUCAAACCAAUAGACCAGCAUUUACAUAA
Molecule: messenger RNA, 279 nt
Organism: Phycomyces blakesleeanus NRRL 1555(-)
Lineage: Eukaryota; Fungi; Mucoromycota; Mucoromycetes; Mucorales; Phycomycetaceae
Exons: 2
Coding region: 1-279 (92 amino acids)
Biological process (GO): attachment of spindle microtubules to kinetochore
Cellular component (GO): mitotic spindle; DASH complex
Source: RefSeq, a predicted model, not a curated record